GAUAGCCCUUCGGAUUAUCCACCGAGUGUAGCGGCUGCGAGGAGCAGGGAAGCGGCGGCGGCGGCGCUGCACGCGGCAAGGACCCUGUUGGGCGCGGGGGUGGCUAACCCUUGCUCGUCCACCCCCGAGCCGCCCUUCUGGAAGAUGCCGCACAAAGCACCGUCAAUGAGCGACAUUAUGCAACGAUCAAAGUCUCCCUUUUCUCACCGAUUUUCCAUGAAAGAAGAGGACUUGAUGCACGGGGGUGGCGCGGGUAUUGGAGGGGGUUCUAUGGUCGGACAGAACUCAAUAUUUGGGUGCUCGGCUGCAGGACACAGCGGAGUUAACCAGCUCGGCGGUGUUUACGUCAAUGGUCGGCCAUUGCCAGACUCUACCAGGCAGAAGAUAGUCGAAUUGGCGCACAGUGGGGCGAGACCUUGCGAUAUCUCACGAAUUUUGCAGGUUAGCAACGGAUGCGUCUCCAAGAUCCUCGGCAGGUAUUAUGAAACUGGAUCCAUAAAACCACGCGCGAUAGGUGGUAGUAAGCCACGAGUAGCGACCACUCCGGUCGUUAAUAAGAUCGCCGAUUAUAAGCGCGAGUGUCCAUCGAUUUUCGCUUGGGAAAUACGAGACCGACUUCUCCAGGAAGGCGUUUGCAAUAAUGACAAUAUACCAAGUGUGUCGUCAAUCAACAGGGUACUCAGAAACCUAGCCUCUCAGAAGGAGCAACAGGCGGCAGCAGUGCAAGCGCAUCAAGGCGCCGAAAGCGUUUACGACAAGCUGAGAAUGUUCAACGGACAGGCUGCAGGUUGGCCACCGGCAUGGUACUCGGCUACGCCCUCUCAUCAUCCACUGGCCACUGGCAUUCCAACAGCGGCUACCCCCGGUUCCGGACAGUCUCUUCUACCCGGUAGUCAACUACAUGGUCGCGAUGAUUCUCUUCUCAAACGAAGUGACACGGGUUCUCUAUUGUCGCAUCAGCAGGAGACAACAUCGGACGGUAACUCGGAACACAAUUCAUCUGGCGACGAGGACUCGCAAGUACGACUUAGGCUGAAGCGAAAACUCCAGCGCAAUCGGACGUCCUUUUCCAAUGAACAGAUAGACAGCCUCGAGAAAGAAUUCGAGCGGACACAUUACCCGGACGUGUUUGCGCGGGAGCGUCUCGCCGAGAAGAUUGGAUUGCCCGAGGCACGUAUCCAGGUAUGGUUCAGUAAUCGCAGGGCAAAGUGGCGUCGAGAGGAAAAGUUGCGAAACCAGAGAAGAGCGGCCGUCGAUCAGGUAGUCGGUGGUGGAAGUGGGGGUGGUAGUAGCAGUGCCGCACCUCCCGCAGCGACACCGGCUACUCCACGUUUGCCUCUAAACGCCGGAUUCAACGCCAUGUACUCCUCGAUACCGCAGCCAAUUGCUACUAUGCCUGAUACUUACAGUUCAAUGUCGGGUAGUCUGGGCGGGUCAAUGGGUGGAAGCUGCCUUCAGCAACGAGCCGAGGGAUACCCGGCGUACGUGUUCCACGAGCCACUUCACUCGCUCACGCAGUCUUACACUCACGCACACAGCACUGCGCAUUCGCAACCCCAUCGUGGUAUUCCAACCUCCCAUGGUGGUACCCCCACCACGCCGGGUGGCCAACCUGCGGGACCAGGUGGUGCGCCCUAUCAGCCGACGACCUCGACCGCGACUGGUGUAAUAUCGGCAGGCGUAUCGGUGCCGGUGCAGAUACCAUCCCAGACUCCGGACCUGACUGGCAGCUAUUGGCCUCGGCUCCAGUGAUCCCAGCUAUUCGGGUUCCCGCCCGCGAGCUUGCUCGUGGGGCAGGAGAGCCCGCCACCACCGACGGUCACACCAGGUGCCGUUUCGAGACCGCUUUUAGCCAGUCUCGGCAUACCGACGCAACCACCGACGGCGUCUCAGCAACAGCAACAGCCGAGCAGCACGCCGGCAACGACCCCCGUACAUACCUCCGAUACCAGUGAGUGAACGAGACGCAUCAUUACGACACUCUCUUUAUCUUUCAAGAGAGAGAGAGAGAAAGAGAGAGAGAGAGAGAGAGAGAGAGAGAAAGAAAGAAAGAAAAAUACCGAGAGAAUCAUCGAGAAUUCAUCGAGACUUCUAUCCACAGCGAGAAAGACCUUUUUCUAAGACUUACGAUAUUUUCCUGUCAAGCGAGGCCUCGAAACGUUACUCGGCACUGAUGACGUCCUCGAACCGGAUACCUCACCUACUUUUUUCAUCUACUCGCACCGAAUUCGGAGGACUUUGCAUCGUUGAUCGGUGAGACGUUUCUUAAUCAUCAUUAAUUUUUUGUCUUCUUCUUAUCUUCAGCUUUAUUUCGACGAAUCCUUCUUUAAUUAUUUAUAUCAUUCCUUUUAGAAAAAGAUGUAUAUGUUAAAGAAAUAUCUACGUUGAUAGCUAUAUAGUAGAUAUUUCUUUAUUUUUAAAUCAAUUCGAUUUUAUCAGAUCAACGAUGCGAAGUUACCUGCGUUUUUAAGAUUGAACUUUUUCGAAAAUAUCGAUGUCUCUGUGACGAUCAUCCGUGUAUCGUCUAGAUCUCGUAGAUUGUAUACGCAUGACCCGGGUCACACAGGGUAUAUUUCACCGUUCACGAUAUUAUAUAAAUUAAGACACACAUCAUUGCAUUGGAAAGAAAUUUUUUUCGAUGAUACACCGGCAUUGCAUUGAAAUAACCGAUUCGAAUCAUUUCAAUCGAUUUGCCCGCAGCCUUGAGCGUUUCUUUUUUGUCAUAAAGUAAUGUUUUUACGUAAACAAAUAUUAAAUGUUAUCGUCAUUUUAUCAAGUUGAACCGAUGAAAAAUCAAUAUUAAUUACUCAUUUCUAAUGACUUAAUGGAUAUAUGUACGUAGAAAAUUUCGAACAAGUUCAUCGCGUGACUUUUAUAACAGAAAAUUUUUAAGGGGAAAUCGUGAAAAUGUCGAGGAACAUUUGUUUCUUAUCGGUUCAUUAAAAAAUGCGAAACUCAUCGCAAUGACGGUGCGUCGACGAGAUGAAUUAUGCCAAGAAAGAGAGUACACGUAAUUUAAUAACUCCGAACGGGACAAGAAGGAAAGAUCAAGUUACAAACUUGGCACGAAUUGUGCAUUUAUCGCAAAAUUUUUGUUGACACGUCGACGUUUAAUCACAGGGUAAACUUUUUUCUUUCCUCUUUUUUUUUCUUUCUUCUUUUUUUUCUCUCUUUUUUUUUUUAACGAAACUCAAAACCAACAAAAACGAACGAACGUACGUAUGCGUUUUCAGACCGCAAGUUUUUUUUUUUUAUCCAACUCGAAAACACUCGAUGUUACCAAUCAUUCGUAGAAAUCCAAUCGAUAGCUCGAUCGUUUCGUUCGAGCUAUCUUAUUUAAUAAGACGAAUCCGUAAAUCCGUAGCUUUGUAAAACUCGUGAAACGGUCUAGAGAAUCGACGUCCAAGUUCUGCGAUAGAAAGAUCCUUGAAGCAUUAUUUUUCGAAAUAAUGAUUGGAAAAAAUGCUCGACAUUUUCGCAUCGGAUUUUGAUAGUCGAUCUUUCUUCUCGUUUUCCGUUUUUCCUUUGACAAAUAAUAUCUUCUUCCUCACCUAAUCCCUUCAAUUCCUAAUCUCGACACUUCUUGUAUAAAGCUGAUUGUAAAAUAGCAUUUGUUACUCUCGGUAGAUUGUAGACAUGUAAAUUAGCGAUAAUCAUCGGCAUACUGUAUAUACGUUGUAGCUAAGAGAAACGAACGAAUGAAGAAGAAAGAACAAAAAUAUAUAAAACAUCGAUCGUCGCUAUAAAUUCAGACGUUAAGAACCGUGGCUUAAAAUCGUACGCGCGAUCAUCGUUGUUCCCUUGUGAUCGUCGAAGCGUAUUCGAACGGAAAAUUCCGAAAAUUUCCGCAAAAGGAUCUAGGAACGAUAUUGAUUUCCGCAUCGGCAAACAAAUUCGCGCGGGUCAUUUUCUUUUAAUUAACGUCACAAUCACGGAGUUCAAUCGCGCGCAUUUUAAAGAAAGAAGCUUCCUUCCACCAAGUCGAAAUCUAUCGUUCGAUCGCAUUUUCUAAUUCACCGCACAGUCCGGUUUAAAUAUUCAACGGGAAAGUGAAAUUCUAUUGCGCGCGCGGGCAAAAAUAAAUAUGUCGUCCUAUCCGGCAACCACCUGUAACUUCCGUUGGAGAUUCGUGACGAUGGAUGCGACGUGGUUGAUUCGACCGAAUGUUUUUAAUGAUGCACAAAGCAGAACGAAACAACGCGUUUUUUUGCUAAUUGAGUGCCACGCGCUGAAUAAUUAGUCCAUCGAUCCCCGAGUCCGAUGCGGAAACGGUGUAAAAGCCGACGAGCCAACGACGACGUAUUUAUUUCGAAUUUUAAACGAUCCAGACUGCUCUCGUCUCUCUCUCUCUCUCUCUCUCUCUCUUUUCUCUCUUUCAUCCCUUCUUCCUUUUUUUCCCCAACGAUUUGUACGAAAGCUCUCUCGAUUGUCGACGAUCGCGUACCGAGAAACAAAGCCGCGAGUUCUCGCCAAAAAUGUCUGGAAAGGGCUACGACGAAUCGAACUUUGUAAUAAAUAUAGAAAAAAAGCACUUACAAUUUGUCAUACGGUCAAUAAUUAAUCACAAAGAAUACCUAUACAUUUGUGUUAAAAAGUUAACGACAUGUCAAACAUAAAAUAACGUUUGUCCUAUCAAUCAUCGCCAUCGCGACCAUUCCCCAUUACCUUUUCCUAUCUACCCCAUCGAGUUCUGUAAAAAGUGUAGAGGAAACGAAUCGAACGAUAUUUUCUCGUAGACUCGCAAACUUUUCUCUUUCUCUUUCGAUCAUCAUAAAGCGCUUUUAUUACGCGACGCGUUUAAUACGCUCGACCGUGGAAUCAUAAUGUAUAUUAUCUCUCUAGUAAAUUUAUAUUUUUGGAAAAAAAAAAUAAAAUUAAAAAGGAUAGAAGCAGGGACAGAAGCGAGCACAGAUCGUAGAUCCGUAGAUAGAAUUUGUCGGUCGUUACUUUUUAUGAUACUUUUACAAUUUCCAUUUUGUUCAUUUGUCAUCUUUUUCAAAAUAACACGUUCGAAAAUCUUCAAAUCGACGUCCCUUAUCAAUUUUGUCGAUCGUUUCGAGACAUUUACGUACGUUUUGAUUUCACUAUGUAAGUACCACUUCUGCGUCUUUAUAUAUGUCCGGGAGAAACUUCGAAUUGUUCUCGUUUGCUCGCUCUCUGCACGGAUUAUUAUCGAAAAUUUCUCUCUAAUCGCUUUAAUAGGGCAAAGGAGAUUUUUCCACAUUUCACUUCGUAACUCGAUUAUUUUUAUAUUCUUUCUUUUUUCAAUAUCCAAUCGAACGGCAUUAUUAUCUCUUUCCCACGAUUAUCAGCAAGUAAUUUAAAUAAACAUGACGUGGAAGUGGUCACGUAACACUUCUCUUAUCUGUAAUAAUGAUACUAGUAAUGAAUACAGUGUACGAAUGUAAGCAAAUUUAUUAAUGAGAAAUAAUAAAAAUGUAUAUAAAAUAUUACGUACGUAUAUGCAUAUAUAUUAAUACGACCGUAAUCCAAUGUAAGUGUUGUGAAUAAUGAGAUAAUAUUGUUGCUGUGAUUACCUUUAAGAUUGUAAGUAGUAGGAAAUUAGAACCAUUGUUAGCUGUCACUGUCUCGAUUCCAAUAAAUGUUAUUUCAUUUUAA
Messenger RNA from Vespa velutina, 5619 nucleotides. It is a transcript of the gene toy, whose product is annotated as paired box protein Pax-6-like. Lineage: Eukaryota; Metazoa; Arthropoda; Insecta; Hymenoptera; Vespidae. Gene Ontology annotation, molecular function: RNA polymerase II cis-regulatory region sequence-specific DNA binding; DNA-binding transcription factor activity, RNA polymerase II-specific. The coding region runs from base 145 to 1752 and encodes 535 amino acids. The record is from RefSeq and is a predicted model, not a curated record. The transcript has 10 exons. Gene Ontology annotation, biological process: regulation of transcription by RNA polymerase II; anatomical structure development.